AUCACAACUCAAGUAGACUAACUUGAAUACAACUCAUGUUGAGAUUAUAAGUAGUGUCUAUUACAUUUACCAUCCAUCCAUUUUCCAUUUUAGUCGUUUAGUUUGUCCAGCUCUCUCACCUCCUCAUCUGUGCACUCUUCUGAAACAGAUCCAGCUUGAGGGCUUCAACGUUCAUGCUAACAUAGCACGGUGGCUGAGCGGUCAGCACUCUUGCCUCGCACCCCUGGAGCUGGGGGCUUGAAUCCCGCCUCAGCCCUGUGUGCGCAGAGCUUGCAUGUUCUCGCCGUGCUUCAGGGGCUUCCCCCAGGCCCAAAAAACCAUGCGUUGUAGCCUGAUGGCCAUUUCCAAAUUGUCGGCAGUGUGCGAUUGUGCCCUGCAAUGGGUUGGUACCCGACAUGUUGGGUUGUCUGCUGCCUUGAACCCUGGGUUCUCUGGGAUAGGCUCCAGGUUCCCCUCAACCCUGUGUAUGAUAAGCGGAAUGGAAAAUGGAUGGAUGGAUGGAUUUUGAGUUUGUUGCAUCCACUACUACUAUGCUGGAUUUCUCAUUAAUGUGACGUUGAAUGUCGUUGGGGCGCACGUUCGCCUCACACAUCCAGGGUCGGGAGUUCGAUUCACACCGUGGCCCUGUGUGUGUGGAGUUUGCAUGUUCUCCCCGUGCUGCGGGGGUUUCCUCCGGGUACUCUGGUUUCCUCCCCCAGUCCAAAGACAUGCAUGGUAGGCUGAUUGGCGUGUCUAAAGUGUCCGUAGUGUAUGAAUGGGUGUAGUGUAGGAAUGGUGUUAAUAUGUGUGUAAAUGUGUAUGUGAUGGUGUAACCUGCCUUGUGCCCGAUGCUCCCUGGGAUAGACUCCAAGUUCCCCACGACCCAGUAGGAUAAGUGGUAUAGAAAAUGGAUGGAUGGAUGUCACUGGAAAAUGGUGAGUGAAAAAGGCUUUUUGGUUGUCAUGAGCUAACAGUGAAACGUGACUGCUAUCGCCUAUGUUUGAGAUGAUCAAUGCAACACACAACCGCUAACUUGUAACCAAAAAUUAACACCAGAAUCACUAAGCACAUCAUAAAUAUUUCAAUAUGACCAUAGUGAAUGUUCAGGGUGGACUUAAUAUCUGGGGCAAGUUUCAUAUGAACUUGAAAGGAUUUUAAGCAGCCAGUGGAAUGGAGCAGUCAACAAAUCUCUGGGUUUCCGUUUCAGUCCUAAACUUUGGUUAAUGUCUAUGUGGUGUUUCACGUGUUCUUCUUGUGUCCAUGUGGGUUUCUUCUUCAGCCUUGUCUGGUGUCCUCCCACCUCCCCAAAACACACCGACUAAACGGAAAAAGGCCUGUUCGAUUCAUUCUGGUUAGAGUCGACUCUCCUAAACGAGUCCAGAAAGAACCGACUCGUGAAUCUCUCAUCACCAGCACCAACAUCAUCUUCUUGUUGAGGACAAAAGAGGCGCACCUGCGAGCUGGAGACGGAAAUGCAGAUGUGUUCAUCCUGAGAUCAUGCUGAUGUGUGACUCGAUCAGGAAUACGACUGGGAAUAUUUUCUCGCUCGGAAAGUAAACAAAACAAAGCUUAAAAAAAAAGAAAGAAAAAAAAGGACGCGAAUAUGUUGUUGUUCUCAGCGCUCUUCCAUCAUCAGCUGGGCUUCCUGCUUCUCUUCCUCGCCAUCGCUCGCGCCUCUCAGAUUUCCGAUCUAAAGUCGAAACUGUCCGGUGUGGAGGAGCUGCUGGAGGAGUUCCGCAAGCAGCUGCAGCAGGAUGACUCGGAGCAGAGCGCGGAGGACGCGAGCGACGCGUGUGUGAGCGACUUCGACGCGGCGGAGGAGCGCAUCAUCCGCGCCAUGGCCUCCAUCGAGCGCGGCGCCACCUUCCUCUCGGCUCCGGGCCGCGUGUACAGCCGCCGGGACUGCGUGCGCGCCUGCUGCGCCGAGCCUCGCUGUACCACGGCCAUCGUCCAGGAGCAGCCGCAGCAGCCGGACAGCGGCGGGGGUCUGCGCUGCUACCUGUUCAACUGCACGUACGGCGGCGCGAGCGUCUGCGCCUUUUCGUUUCAGAGGGGCUUCAGCACGUUCAGCCGGGUCGCGCGCAACGUCAGCGCGUCCAGAGAGCGUCACCGGAGGCCUGUGGAGGAAGAUGAAGAUGGCGACUCGUCCAUGCGAGGGCUUGACGAACCGCCACGCAGCGAUGCCGGAAUGGACGUGGUGAUCCAGCUGCCUACGGACUGGGCCAUACUGGAUGGCAGGGACAGCAUGGAUGACCACGGUGUCGUACGUUACGAAUGGGCUCUCGUUAAAGGAGAUCCGUCAAUCAGCAUGAAGGUUACCCACCCGGGUCUGCUGAAGCUGAGCGGGCUCAGAGAGGGCGUCUACACUUUCCAGAUGACUGUCACUGAUACCAUCGGGCAGAGGAGUUCAGAUAACGUCUCCGUCACUGUCCUGGCACCUGAACACCACGCAGAAGUGUGUACUCAUCAUUGCUCGCCGUACCAGUUCAUGUGUGAUGACGGCUGCUGUAUCGACAUUAGCUACGCCUGCGACGGCAAACAGCACUGUCCUGAUCGCUCAGACGAAGACUUCUGCCGUAACUUCGACGGAGGCCGCAAGACGGUGACUCACACCUCCGGCGCUACGUCUCAGAUCGGAGGAGCCAGAGAAGCAGAGGGCCGAGCCAUGAUCCCUUCAGGACCACGUAAUCCUGAAACCCCCGUAGAGCCCAAACAACAAAAACAGCCUACGGUUGCCCAAGAUCCCUGCACGAUGCCCCCUGUGGUCGGUCCGUGUAAAGGCGUUUUCCCACGCUGGUACUACGACCCCACAGCCGGAGAGUGUAAACACUUCCUGUACAGCGGCUGCAAAGGGAACCACAACAACUUCCUGCAGCAGGCCGACUGUGCGAACGAGUGUAUCCAGAAACCUGCUCCAGGUGAUCGUCAGGCCACUGCAGCGCCUCCUCCCACAACACACACAAACACAGCUGCCAGGUCUUCCAGUACCGAAUCCAAAUCCAAGAAUUCUGCAUCAUUAUCCCAGAAUGCUCAGCCAGUAACUAAAGCUCAUACAGAACUCAGCGGACACUCGCCACCAGAGUCAGGCGCGAUCCUCGCCCUGGUUCUCGGGGUGAUUGUUAGCGCUCUGCUCUUGCUGAUGGUGGGCUGCAGGCUGCGUGUGCGACGUCACAGGAGGAAGAAAGCUCUGCCGCUCACCACCGAGGAAUCCGAUUACCUCAUCAACGGCAUGUACCUGUAGUGCAACAUCUGUGUAUCAUACUCACACACACACAUAUAUACAAAGAGCAGAGUGUACUUAUGUGUAUAUUUGGAGGGGAGAACCAUGAAUAUAACUAAAAAAUAUUAUAUAAUGUAGAAUAUCAGCUGCUACAUUGAGUCUGAGAAUUGAGAAUACAUCAUCGAACCCUUCUGAUAUGAGGCAACUUGUUUUUGAUAUUCGAUGUCUUAAUUUCACUGGAUGAGACUUGUGUCAAAAGAGUCAUAGCUGGAAUGGAAUGUCAUUUAAUUCAAUAAUUGAAAAAAAAAUGUAUAUAUAUAUAUAUAUAUAUAUACUAGAAACACAGGAGUCAAGAACAGGAGUCUGAAGCGGGACAGUCGAAGAUCAGGUGAUAUUUGUCCUGUUCAGCUAGCUAGUUUGGGUGAGCCUGUGCCCACUGUAGUCUCAGAUUCGUGUUCUUGGCUGACUGGAGCGGAACCUGAUGUGGUUUUUCUGCUGUUGUAGGCCAUCUGCCUCAACAGCAUCUGCCUUUCAGUUAGCCUUCAUGUCAGCUCGAACCACUCUGGCCAUUCAGGCCUGACCUCUCCCAUCAGCCAGGUGUUUCCACCUGCAGAACUGACGCUUACUGGAUGUUUUUUGUUUUCCGCGCCAUUCCGUGUAACCGUGGUGCCAAUCUCUGGAAACCGUGGUGUGUGGAAAUCGCAUAAGAUUAUCAGCAGAUCCUGUUCAAGUGGCCGAUAUCCUUUCCUGGUAUAUUUCAACGAGAUAAAAGCAGGAGAAACAGAGGCCUGUGUUUCCAAAUUGAAGCAAUUUCAAUCAAAAUGAAAAUUCAUGACCGAAAUGGAAAUUCAGGACACAUUGGACUGAAAACUAUAGCCGAAACAGAAAAACAAGUCCCAUAUUAUUAUUAUUGGCUCCAAGCACCAAUGGUCCGUAGGCACUUAUUGUAUCCAUUAGUUUUCUUCUGCUUAUUGUUAUUAUUCUGCGUCUUCUUCUUCCCCACUGGGAGUCUAUGUACCAUAAGUAGGAAAAUUAUGAAAUUUGGUACAUUCAUACAUAUGACCAUGAGUAGUAUCUGUACCAAUUAUGGGCCCACUAUGACCAACUCUGUAGCGCCACCACUAGUUCAAAUAUUCACUUUUCAAAUGGUUAUAAUUGUUGAACACUUUGUCCCAGAGAAAAUAAUUUAGUUCAUCAGAUUACGCUCCUCAUGGUGAUCACAAUCCAUAUCUUACAUUAAGACUCCACCCAUUACAGUAGUCACCAUUUUAAAUGGUUUUGUUACUCCUCAUUCAGAUUUUGUCCAAUUCUUACCAAUAUUGGCUCAGAUGAUCAUUGGGCAGAUCAUCAGACAAAACUGACUGAACAGAAUUUUGAUAUUCAUAUUUGUUCAAAAGUCGUGAUCCAGUAUCUGUUAAUAUUGUAACUAAUGCGUUUCUGUGCUCAUUCUCACCUUGGAAGCCCUCCUUAGGAUCCCCAAAAAACCUGCACUCUCUGUGUGGCGCACUGUGAUAAACAACAAGCUUCAAUUCUAACGGGUCUGGUUUCAAUUCCAGUCUGGUGCCAGUUCUUUAAAGUAUCUGUAAUCUUGUGUCAUUUGGUUCCUGACUUUUGUGGCUCAGCUUUGCACUAAACUUUCAACCUCUUGGCAUGCACAUAAAUGCCCCUGUUCUGUUAAUUUCCUGUUCAAUCUUAUUCUCAGCUGUGCUUCUGAACCUCUUUUAUUCAUUCAUAUACAUUCUGUUUCUCCUCUUCGUGGUCUUCAGGCUCCGCAUUGCGCUUGCGGCGCCUUUGGUGCUUGGCCCCUUUAAUCGCUGCUUGCAGCUAUAUUUACUGUUAUUAUUAUUAUUAUUAUUAUUAUUAUUAUUAAUAUUACUAUUAGUGCUGUUGCAUACUAGUUAUACUAGUUAAAUAAUUACAAGGUAAACAAUCAACACUAUAUUACUGUUAAAGUUAUUCCUUUUAAUAAGACUCCACAAAAAUUAGAAAUACAAUAAGUUUAAAACGAUUUACAGACUGUUCAUUUAUCUGUGAGACUUACAAUAACACCUAGCGUCUUUUUUUUUUUUUUUUUUUAAACUGGACAUUUUUGGUCAAAUUUGUCUUUCCAAAAAAUACCGAAAGUGUCUAUUUUUGGAAUUUUUUGCCAUAAAAGAUCAGACAUUGCAGUUUCAGUUCAUCCUCAAAAAUUUAAGUUUUUUUUAAGUGAAUAAAGUAAAAAUUUCCACACUA
Molecule: messenger RNA, 5431 nt
Organism: Ictalurus punctatus (channel catfish)
Lineage: Eukaryota; Metazoa; Chordata; Actinopteri; Siluriformes; Ictaluridae
Gene: lrp11
Product: low density lipoprotein receptor-related protein 11
Exons: 10
Coding region: 1583-3220 (545 amino acids)
Molecular function (GO): protein binding; serine-type endopeptidase inhibitor activity
Source: RefSeq, a predicted model, not a curated record